This is a messenger RNA of Bolinopsis microptera, 1936 nucleotides long. RefSeq names its product arrestin domain-containing protein A-like. The record is from RefSeq and is a predicted model, not a curated record. Gene Ontology annotation, biological process: protein transport. Gene Ontology annotation, cellular component: cytoplasm. Lineage: Eukaryota; Metazoa; Ctenophora; Tentaculata; Lobata; Bolinopsidae. Bases 20 to 1048 code for a protein of 342 amino acids. The transcript is spliced from 10 exons.
UUUGAGCUGUGCUACAAACAUGGGGCUCGGCAAACAGAUGGGAUUCGGAAAGAAGGGGAAAAUUCAUGUGAACACAGAGAAGCCAACCUACUAUCCUGGAGAGUUUGUAAACGGUAACGUGUUCGUUGAUCUGAAGGAGGAGGUGGAGUGCGAUGCUGUGAUCGUGCAGUGUAAGGGAAAAGAGAAAUGUUACUGGCAAGAGACGAGACAAAGGACAAUAGACGAUGGGGAUGGAGAGAGUCACACGGAGUCGUAUGAAGUUCACUUUGAUGGUAGUAAGGAACUGUAUAAAAUGAAGAUCCCUCUUAGUCAGGGACGUACUUCGAUUCCUGCAGGACAAUGGAUUUAUCCGUUCCAGUUUCAACUUCCAAUGGAUUUGCCAGCAUCGUUUAAAUUCAAGGAUAACCAGUGGAGCCACGGAGAAGACAAUAAAAUAAAAGCAAAGAUUGAGUACACCUUCAAAGGAACUGUUGACGUAAAUGGUGCAUUCGCCAAAGAUCUGAAGGGAAAAUUAGAUGUCGCCAUCCUCAGUGUUCCACUUAACACAAUUCCUAUCGGCAAGAUGUCCAAAACUGAGACGGUUAUGAUGUGUUGUUGCAUACCUCGAGGAGAAGUUGAGAUGAUGGUGGAGGCAGAUAAGGGUGCCUACUACUGUGGAGAGACCGCGCAGAUGCACGUGCAAGUUGACAACAGGAGUUCCAGUGACAUUGACAAGAUGAAGGCGAAGUUUUACCGUAUCCUGACUCUGCGAGCAGAUGGACACAGCACAAGAUUCAAGCACCUCAUGAGUGAACUGCACUACGACGGGUGCGAGUCAGGGGACAAGUUGGAUCAGCACCAACAGCUACCCAUGAGCGGAGAGUUCCUGCCUGUAACUAACUCUAAACACAUUACUUGCGAGUAUCGUAUAGAGAUAGAGUGUGCUAUCCCGUGGGCCGCUGACGUGGAGCUUCAUAUCCCACUGGGCUUGUAUGAGCCACCCCGUGUCCAGUGGGGCUACCAACCUCCUUCCGAGAUGGUCUACUACCCUCCCCCUCCUCUCGAGUAGAGCCCUUCUAGAGUAUAAUCUUAGGACAGCUCAAGACGUCUUUUUAUUUUGGAAAUAUUACUGAAGUAUCCGACCUAUUGCUGUCAUCAUUAGUAAGUUAGUUUUGAUAUGGAUCGGUGGUAUUAGUUUGGUUGUGAAUUAAGUAAAUCAUGUUAAAUAAUUUCUUUUUUUCAUUUCUUAGCCACCAAAUAUUUUUUAAAUAGUAUUGGUCAUGAAAUGCGGUCAUGAAACUCGAUUUUUCAUGGACAAAAAGAAUACUUUUUAAAAGAUGCGGGUCACUCAAUAUGGCUCACUAAUAGUAACCGACAAUUUUUUAUAAUAUUUCAUCAUUUUUACAAAAGCCAUCAAAUUAUAACAUUUUAAACAUGAACUGUUGUAAAUUUGUGAUUAUAAUAAAUUCUGGUCGGUUAGAAUGUGAUUUUUUUCUGAAAUGUAGUAUAAUGAACACCAUUACAACCGUUUAGUUGAUCAGUAAAGCCUUUAGAACCAACCGAGAACAAACGGUUCUAAUUUUACUCGCGAGUAUUUUGUAAAAUGUUGCAUGUUGUUAAUUCGAAACUCAAGUAUCAUAGGUAGAGAUUAUACCUGUAGCCAUUGGCUCUACUGGGUCAAUCAUACCGUAUCUCUUUUUGGUCCGUUUGCAUCUCCAAUGGAUACCAAUAUCACCAAUGGUGACACAUGUUAUCUUUUAUCAUACUUUUAGCCACAUUUAGGAUGAAUUUUGAAGUAGUUUGGAAAUCUGAAUGUUAUAAUAGAAGUUAUAACAUUUUAUCUUUAGUAGAUGGUUGUGUAACUGAGAUAGAUAAUAGUAUUUCUAGUUAUCACGUUAACACAUAUUUUGUUAUUUUCGACUGUACCAAACUGAUCUAUUAGUAUUAAAUUCUGAAA